Galeopterus variegatus (Sunda flying lemur) is the source of this 1170-nucleotide messenger RNA. RefSeq names its product small nuclear ribonucleoprotein polypeptide B (gene SNRPB2). Gene Ontology annotation, biological process: mRNA splicing, via spliceosome. Gene Ontology annotation, molecular function: U1 snRNA binding. The transcript has 7 exons. Lineage: Eukaryota; Metazoa; Chordata; Mammalia; Dermoptera; Cynocephalidae. Gene Ontology annotation, cellular component: U1 snRNP. Bases 94 to 771 code for a protein of 225 amino acids. The record is from RefSeq and is a predicted model, not a curated record.
CUUUCCUUUUUCCGAGCUGUUCGUGUGAACUCUCCCCUGUUGGAGCCGGGAGCGUUCGAGACGCAAAGGCUAUUUAAGGAAUUUAACCCAAAUAUGGAUAUCAGACCAAAUCAUACAAUUUAUAUCAAUAAUAUGAAUGACAAAAUUAAAAAAGAAGAAUUGAAAAGAUCUCUAUAUGCCCUGUUUUCUCAGUUUGGCCACGUGGUAGAUAUUGUGGCUUUAAAGACCAUGAAGAUGAGGGGGCAGGCCUUUGUUAUUUUUAAGGAAUUGGGCUCAUCUACGAAUGCUUUGAGACAGUUACAAGGAUUUCCAUUUUAUGGUAAACCAAUGCGAAUCCAGUAUGCAAAAACUGAUUCUGAUAUAAUAUCUAAAAUGCGUGGCACUUUUGCUGACAAAGAAAAGAAAAAGGAAAAGAAAAAAGCUAAAACUAUGGAACAGACUGCAACAACUGCAAACAAAAAGCCUGAUCAGGGAACACUUAAUUCAGCUAAUAUGCAAGGAAACUCAACACCAAAUCCUCAGGUUCCUGAUUAUCCUCCAAAUUAUAUUUUAUUCCUUAAUAACUUACCAGAAGAGACUAAUGAGAUGAUGUUAUCCAUGCUGUUUAAUCAGUUCCCUGGUUUCAAGGAAGUACGUUUGGUACCUGGGAGACAUGACAUUGCUUUUGUGGAAUUUGAAAAUGAUGGGCAAGCUGGAGCUGCCAAGGAUGCUUUACAAGGAUUUAAGAUCACACCAUCCCAUGCCAUGAAGAUCACCUAUGCCAAGAAAUAACAUUUGUUAUAGUCAUCUUUAAAGGACUUGGUAUUAUUUAUAGAGUUUGUUUUGAUAACGUCUGGUAGGGUAAUUUUAAUAGUUGGAGGUGGGGGGGGUAGAGAAAGUGAAAUUUUUGUAAAAGACUUAAAACAUUACUCAUUGUUUCUUUAGCACUGGUGAACUAUGAAAUGUGAAGGCCUUAAUUUUGUACAAUAAACUUUUAUUUGUAUUCUCUCUAUGUAAUACUUUGUUUAUUGGCUAUUGCCCUAUCAUCAAAUGUUUAUUGUAGUGUAGAACAUAUCUUAAGGUGUAUAAAACUCUAAUUGGAUCCUUUUCUAGUGUUAUUUUGGAGCAGCUAAUGAUACAGCAACAUUGACCCAUUUUAAUAAUAAAGGAGAAUUAGAUCACAGAAACUAA